This is a messenger RNA of Microcebus murinus (gray mouse lemur), 2693 nucleotides long. It is a transcript of the gene CBLN3, whose product is annotated as cerebellin 3 precursor. Gene Ontology annotation, biological process: maintenance of synapse structure. Lineage: Eukaryota; Metazoa; Chordata; Mammalia; Primates; Cheirogaleidae. The record is from RefSeq and is a predicted model, not a curated record. Gene Ontology annotation, molecular function: protein binding. Gene Ontology annotation, cellular component: synapse.
CCAGGGGGCCCGCGAUCUCUCCCCGCGCGCUUGCCGCCAGCCCUCCCGUGCGUCUCCGGUCUCAGGGUUCUCGCGCGCCCUACGCAGAUGUUUCCCGGGAAAGAGGAACCACUCGCUGAAAGUUGGUCCCCUCCGAAAAAGAUGUGGAAGACCAAAGAGGGAACAUGACUCGACCAGGGUCACAAGGUAGUGGUGCUCAUGGCCCAAGCACUUGCCACCAAAACAAUCGUAGGGAAAAAAACAAGGACACCCCUUUCAUCGAACAAAUGGAAAGAUGCCACGAAGGGCUGCUGAUUUGUGAGGAGUUUUGAAGAGGGGAGAAAUGAGGAGGCAGAGGCUGUAGGAGCCGUCUCUUGCACAAGCACACAGGCACACAUUCUCACACACACACAAAGACACACACACACACACCCAUGUUCUCCACCCCCCACCUCCAGCCUUGUGCUGUCCUAUACAGACGGGCUGCCCUGGGGCUCUGGCUGUAGCCCUCCUGUGGGGUGGCUUCAUGCCUCCUCUCCCUCCCAAAACCCAACUGCUGUCACUUCAUGCUCUGCCAAGGAGGAGGGAACUGCAGUGACAGCAGGAGUAACUGAGUGGGAGGCAGGGCAGAGCCGUGGGACACAGAGAGGUAUGGAGAUGGCGUGCAGGGGGACCUAGAGAGGGCUGAGGAGCAGGGUGACCUUGGGGAGAGUUGAGGAGAGGAGCAGAAACAGAUAGGAGUAGAAAGGGGGCAGCAGAUGGGGACUUGUGGGCUGCAGAGCCACUCGGCCAUGUUGGGAGCAAAGCCACACUGGCUACCAGGUCCCCCACACAGCCCCGGGCUGCCUUUGGCCCUGGUGCUUCUGGCCCUAGGGGCUGCAUGGGCUCAGGAGGGGUCAGAACCUGUCCUGCUGGAGGGUGAAUGCUUGGUGGUCUGUGAGCCUGGACGAGCUGCUGCAGGGGGGCCUGGGGGAGCAGCCCUGGGAGAGGCGCCCCCCGGACGAGUGGCAUUUGCUGCAGUGCGAAGCCAUCACCAUGAGCCAGCAGGGGAAACCGGCAACGGCACCAGUGGGGCCAUCUACUUCGACCAGGUCCUGGUGAACGAGGGCGGAGGCUUUGACCGGGCCUCGGGCUCCUUCGUGGCCCCUGUCCGGGGUGUCUACAGCUUCCGGUUCCAUGUGGUGAAGGUGUACAAUCGUCAAACUGUCCAGGUGAGCCUGAUGCUGAACACUUGGCCUGUCAUCUCAGCCUUUGCCAAUGACCCUGAUGUGACCCGGGAGGCAGCCACCAGCUCUGUGCUACUGCCCUUGGACCCGGGGGACCGAGUGUCCCUGCGCCUGCGUCGAGGGAAUCUGCUGGGUGGCUGGAAAUACUCAAGCUUCUCUGGCUUCCUCAUCUUCCCCCUCUGAGGGUCCAGGCCUUUCAAGGAUGGGAGCCCAACCUCUGACCAUUGCCUUCUGCCCUCUCCUGCUCCAGAAAAAGCAUCUCUGGGGCAAGAGAGAGGCUCCCUCUGGCUGCCUAUAUCCCACCUCCUUGCAUGGGACCCUGUGUCAAACACCCAAGGUUAAUAGUAGAAAAGAGUAGGUCUGUGGCAUCUCAGAAUCUGGCCCUUCCCACCCACUCCUAGUUGCCUUUCCAGCUGUCUGCUGCAUCUCUUCAUCCCUGCAGCCCCCGAUCAGGGCAACGUUUGGCAGGUAGGGAGGCCUGUACUAAUUUGCAAUCUCUGCUCCUCCUGUUUCCCAUUUUCCCCACCCUAGCUUCCUGCUCAGUGCCAUGUGGGGACAGGUGGCACAGGUGAGCCUGACAGGCCCCCACAGGGGCCCAGAUGGACUAGCCUUAGCAUACCCUGCAGGCUUCUUCCUGUGAGGAGUGCCAGCAUCACAGAUCUCCGGCUCUCCGCCAGCACUGUCAGAAACUGAACCAGCACCGUAUGGGCUAAGGCGGGAGGCUCAGCCACAAGCACAAGUGUAGGGAGGGCCACAAAGUAGCCUGAGUCUGAGGCUGGUGAGGCAAGAAGGGGAUGUGCCUAGCCUGAUCAUGGUAAACAUUCCACAUGUGUAGAGGGGUAGUUGGCAGGGAGGGAUCCUGGCUGUCCCUGUGUGACAUGUCCCAGAUGGACUCUGGCCCUUACCUCCCCAUCUGAAACUUGGGUGUGUGUGUUUGCUCUGGCUGAGGGCAGAGCUGAGAGUGGGUAUACAGAGCUGGAGGUGGGGGUAGAAGGUCACACAUAGACCAUGGAACACAUCAGUGACCACGCAUCCUCUUGCUUAGCCACUUCCUACAACUGCUCCACAUUGGAAGUCUGAACUUCAGUCACUCCACACUCUGCCACCUCCUUCCUCCCCAGCUCUCUCACCCAGUUACUUUCACUGUGCCUGUUCCAGCCUGUUUCCACCAUCUCUAUUCUUUCUCCUGAUCCAUGCUAUAUCUUCUCCUUCAUAAGUUUCCUGUUACCUGGGAUUUCAUGAUUCACCACUUCAACUGCUCUCCUGCUAGUAUCAUAAACUCUCUCUCUCUCAUCUUAUGCCACUGUCCCAUUGGCCCAGCAUGGAUGAAUGUAUCAAUAAAGUAAGUAGAGAAUGAUGGUCGAUGAGAUACUAUAGGAUCACUAAAGAAAGGAUACCUUUACAGUUUUGAUCAGGGGUUACAGGACGCAAGCAGAUAUGUUCUAGAGAAAAUAAAUAUGAAAGUGUAUAUUACAGUCAAAUUAAAAA